Molecule: messenger RNA, 2730 nt
Organism: Osmia bicornis bicornis
Lineage: Eukaryota; Metazoa; Arthropoda; Insecta; Hymenoptera; Megachilidae
Gene: TpnT
Product: troponin T, skeletal muscle
Exons: 11
Coding region: 925-2025 (366 amino acids)
Biological process (GO): regulation of muscle contraction; sarcomere organization; muscle contraction
Cellular component (GO): troponin complex
Molecular function (GO): tropomyosin binding
Source: RefSeq, a predicted model, not a curated record
ACAAAGAUAAUGUAUACUUUUUACGAAAAUACUAAUGUUUGUCAUUGCCAUCUUACCUCAGGUACUGGCAAAAGACAGAAACCAAUUUUUCAUUUCAAACACGUGUUAAAAUCAUUUUCCGUUCCAAAUUUUAAUUUAAUAACAUCACUCGCGUCUGUAACGAAAAGUAAUAGUAGUUCCAAGGAAUUACAUUCAGCCUGUUAGAGCGAUCUCUCUCGAACUGUCGUUAAAAUUAGAACAGUCGUGCUUCCCUUUACGAAAAUAGAGCAGACGAAUGGCGUUCUAACUGUGAACACCUAAUUACAUAUUAAUUCGAUGAUUUUCGAACGACGAUACACGAACAACUACCACUUACGACGUUACCACGAAUUCUUGAAGGUGUCAUUUGUUUGCACAAAUACGAUUCAAUAAUUUUCUUCGAUACUUUUUCAAUCAAUCUGUAUUGAACGAAGGAUGAAAAUUAUUGAAUCGUUCAAAGUGAAACGAAUCAAUGAGAAAUGUUUUAUGCUAGCAUUUAAUUACCAACUAAAGGAAAAUAAUGCUAAUUAAAUCCUUUUUUUUUUAUUUACAAUGAUAAUAGUUAACGUUGACAUUUCUCAAAGAUUCGUAACGAAAGAGAGGACGGGAAAGAAUAAUGAUCGAUAUCCGAUCAACAUUUUUGCAAUUAGAAUCAAACUGUAUAAUCUGAAAUUAUCUCUGACUUUGGUUUAUGAUCUUCGUUUCUCUCUUUUUUUCAAUCUGUCUAUAUCUAUCUCUCCCUUCGCCUGAAUCUCCACAUACAAUACACAAAAAAACCAACCAACCAACCAACCAAUCAAACCACCAAUCACCAUCGACCGAACGACCAACGCGGCGCGAAUCGAAAACUCGAAAAAUCAAAGGCAGCCGGAGAGGAAGAUCGAGGAGUCUGAGAAUCCCGAGUUUAUGAAGAGGCAGGAACAGAAGAGAAGCGACCUAGACGAACAGCUGAAGGAAUACAUUGCAGAAUGGCGAAAGCAAAGAGCCAAGGAGGAGGAGGAACUGAAGAGAUUGAAGGAGAAGCAAGCGAAGCGCAAGAUCACUCGCGCGGACGAGGAGAAGAGAUUGGCUCAGAAAAAGAAGGAAGAGGAGGAACGUCGCCAACGUGAAAUCGAGGAGAAGAAACAACGUGAUAUUGAAGAAAAAAGAAAGCGUCUGGAAGAAUCGGAAAAGAAACGUCAGGCUAUGAUGCAGGCGAUGAAGGAUCAAAGCAAGAAGGGCCCCAACUUUACCAUCACCAGGAAAGAUCUGGCAGGUAAUCUUACGUCGGCGCAACUAGAGCGCAACAAGACGAAAGAACAACUGGAGGAGGAGAAGAAAAUCUCGUUGAGCAUUCGUAUCAAACCCUUGGAAAUCGAUGGUUUGUCCAUUGAAAAGCUCCGGUCUAAAGCCAACGAACUCUGGGACACCAUAGUUAAGCUGGAAACUGAGAAAUACGAUCUUGAAGAGCGACAGAAACGCCAGGACUAUGACCUUAAAGAAUUAAAGGAACGUCAGAAGCAACAAUUGAGGCACAAGGCCUUGAAGAAGGGUCUUGAUCCUGAAGCCCUUACCGGUAAAUACCCUCCCAAGAUCCAAGUCGCCUCCAAAUACGAACGCCGUGUGGAUACCAGGUCUUACGACGAUAAGAAGAAGCUGUUCGAGGGUGGAUUGACCGAACAGCAGAAGGAGAUCAUAGAGAAGCAAUGGGCUCAACAAAAGCAACAAUUCCUCGGUCGUCAGAAGACGAAGUUGCCGAAAUGGUUCGGCGAGAGGCCAGGCAAGAAACCCGGAGACCCCGAAUCACCGGAAGGCGAAGAAGACGUGAAGGCUGCGGCUGAAGACGAAGAACUUGAAGAGCCACAAUUCGAUGAGGAAGAAGAAGAGGAGGAGGAAGAGGAGGAGGAGGAGGAGGAAGAAGGUGAGAAGAAGGGUGAAGGUGAGGGUGAAGAAGAGGAAGAAGAGGAGGAAGAGGAGGAGGAGGAAGAGGAAGAGGAGGAAGAAGAAGAAGAAGAAGAAGAAGAAUAGAUUCUACUUCCGUUAAAUUGGCACCUAACCACAGAUUCAAUCGAUCGAUCAUCAAGCAAUCUUGAAACAUCCUUCGUACCAUCGAACGUACAUAUAUGUAUAGUCGUGGCGACAGUAGAGACCAACAAUGGCUCGCCAUUGUACCAGAAUCUCGUCGUUAUAGUUGGCUGUUCGUUUCGAGUUUUACGCGACAUCGAAAUGGUUACGAAGGGCAGAAGAAACCGGAUGUCCGUGUCUCUUUAAGGUUUCUCCGCGAACAAGCAAAUCUAUAAUGGCGAGCAUUCCGGCUGGUUAAAACAAGCUGUUACCAUUUCUCGGCUGUUCAACCACUGCUAUUAAUACUUCUAUUACUACUACUCUACUACUUCUAUUGCUACUAUUAUUAUUAUUAUUAUUAUUAUUAUAUUGUACAAAAUACACGCACACACAUUAUUAAAAUAAAACGGUUUAUCGUAUAAGAUUUCGCGAGGAAUCCACCUAUCUUUAUCCCUAGGAGAUAAUCCUUGAUUUGUUACGUCUAUAAAAUGUUAAUCUUGAUUGUAAAUUAAGAGGACCCGAUUGCAAAAGAACAGUUUUCGAAGUAAAGACGUUAACGGUGUUUUUAUUCGUUAUUGAAACUCUACUUAUCGAUUAUCUUGUUUGAUUUUCUUACUUCCGCUCUUCUGGACGAUUUUAUUAACAAUAAAGUGGGAUAUUAUAAGAAUA